Messenger RNA from Nymphaea colorata (pocket water lily), 1462 nucleotides. RefSeq lists its product as uncharacterized. Lineage: Eukaryota; Viridiplantae; Streptophyta; Magnoliopsida; Nymphaeales; Nymphaeaceae. The record is from RefSeq and is a predicted model, not a curated record. Gene Ontology annotation, molecular function: nucleic acid binding; RNA-DNA hybrid ribonuclease activity. Bases 194 to 1126 code for a protein of 310 amino acids. The transcript is spliced from 8 exons.
AUAAGUCGGUGGCUUCGCGCCUCGAGCUCCUCCCUCCAUACCGUUGGGAAAGGAAGGGAGUGUUUUGGCGCCCAAACAGAGUUCCUAGGAGCACCUUCCUAGGGUUUCUGCCGGAGCGAGGGAGAGCCACGGCCAAUGGGGUGGCAUUGCCUUAAUCCGAGCACCUGAUGACGGAAGGGGCGUCGCCGGCACUAUGAAUCUCCAGAAAUCCGUUUUCUCGAGGCUCUGCAACCAAGCGUGGUGCCUAUGGCCGCGCCGCAUCUCGGCGAGCGCCCGGUUAAGUUCCACGAAGGCGAAGCGGAGGCGUGAACCACGUGCUGCAGCCCGUGAGGUGAAAUCACCGGCCGCAGAUACCCAGUCGUCGAGUAACGGGAAGGACGACGCGUUUUAUGUCGUGCAGAAGGGUGGGAUUACGGGGGUAUACAAGAACUUCGAGGAUUGCCGCUCUAUGGUCAGUGAUCCAGCUUGCAGUGUUUACAAGGGUCGUUCACUAGAAAAGAAGGCAGAGGAAUUGCUUGCUAGUCUUGGAAUGAAAAAUGCAUUGUAUUCCAUCAGUUCCAUGGAUCUUCUGGUCAACUUCUUUGGUGCUCUUGAACGUUAUCGUGGUGCGGAACAUACUGCUCCAGUGGAGCUCAAACCUGAUUCUUCACCUCCAUUGGCUGAACAUGAGCAUGCAUUUCAGUCAACUGCUGUUCUGGAGUUUGAUGGUUCAUCAAAGGGAAAUCCUGGAGUAGGUGGUGCAGGUGCUAUUUUAAGAUCUGCCGAUGGAAAAGUGAUUUACAGAUUGCGUGAAGGUUUAGGAAUUGUGACCAACAACGUUGCAGAAUACAAAGCUGUUAUUUUAGGCUUGAGGUUUGCUCUUAAGCAAGGCAUCAGUCAGAUUCGGAUUCAAGGAGAUUCCAAACUUGUUUGUAUGCAGAUACAAAAUUUAUGGAAAGCAAAGACCAAACACGUUGUUGAUUUGAGCAAUGAAGCCAAGGAGUUGAAGGAAAAAUUCUCAUCCUUCGAAGUUAAUUUUGUUAAAAGAGCUCUGAAUACUGAAGCUGAUUCUCUUGCAAAUUCUGCUGCCAAACUUCAAAGUGGCGAGGUUGAUGUAUGGCACAAUCAAAUGACAGACCCAUUGUAGAAAUUCUCGAGAGCAUUUUACAUGUACAACAAUGGUUAGAGGCACUCCUCGUCUUCAGAUUGCCUUCUAGAGCAAGGCAGCCCUCCGUUUUUGUAUUAUUCCGUGUUGCGAUGUUCUAUUUUUGAGUUAGAACAUGGUAACCGCCUCUAAUAAUGGGCCAUAUCUUCUGAGGCCUCCAGUUGGUAACCGUUGAGGAGUUCCCCGCAUAGGGGCAACAAUAUGGUCUUGUAUGCCACCGACUGUUUAAUUGAUUCAAUGAAUUGUAUGCCCUGUUGCUGGGCUGUAGUUGGUAAACGGUUGAGAGUUUGUAAUUUUUCAGCUCCUAUGUUCUCAGAA